Malaclemys terrapin pileata is the source of this 3444-nucleotide messenger RNA. Its product is annotated as transmembrane protein 214-A-like. The record is from RefSeq and is a predicted model, not a curated record. Lineage: Eukaryota; Metazoa; Chordata; Testudines; Emydidae. The transcript is spliced from 5 exons. The coding region runs from base 1 to 1026 and encodes 341 amino acids.
AUGGCUGGAAUUGAAGAACUACGGGCCCAGUUUGCUGAACUUCAGCGCAGAUUAUCAGACCAAGCUGAGGCAUUACAGCAAGCUAGAACAGAACAGAGAGAAGCCUUAUCACUGGCUAAGGCAGUGAUAGACCAACAGGCAGCAGAAGCUAAGAAACCCCCUACUAUUUAUGUCCCACGGGAGCAGAAGGUCACAGAGUUUGGUGGCUUCCCGACAAGACCAGGAGACAUUACAGUAGAGGAGUGGGUCAAGUCUGUGAAGGCGGCUCUGCGUGUGCUAAGAGUACCUGAAGAAGAUCAUGUGGACUUCAUAGAGGAGCACCUCAAGGGCCAGGCCAAGGCCACACUGCACGAACUGCAGCCCCGGGAGGGAGAGCUGGCAGAGCAUGCUGUGUUUGAGCACUGCCCGCUGCCGGGCGCUGCCAUUAGGAAAUCAGGCCAACCUCGUCUAAAUUCCUCUCCCAAAGUCAUUUGUUCUUUUCCAGCUUCUUCUGCUCACAUCCUUCGCUCCUCGGGCAUCCUGUCGGUCUCCCAACAAGCCUGGACUAAAGUGUCCCGUUACUCCCUGGAAGGAUACAGCUGGUUGGAGAGGAACGUCCCUGUUUACUAUUCCCAAGUGCUGACGGUGUUGGGACCAAACCUGAAACUGGUUUGGACAAAGACCAAUGAGACUGCAGUUUACGUCUCUGGGAAAUGUUCCUCUCAGAUCUCUUGGGUCAAGGACAACCUGCCCUGGUUCACUGAGUGGCUCCAGGCCCGGGUUCCAGACUUCCUGCUGCACUUCGCUGAAUGCAUCAAGGAGCUGUUACUCCUCGUCCUGCAGCGCUGCGUGCUGCCAGCGCUGGAAUCCGUAGGCACAGCCCUCGAGCGGGGAUGGGAGCUGUGUGUGGACGCUUGCAAUGGAGAAGUGUCAUGGGACUGCAUGAGAAAACAUCUGACAAGCUUUACCUAUUCCUCCUGGAUGUACCUGCAAAACACAACGCUGGCCAUCAAGAACUGGGCCUUGGCCAUGAUUUCUGGACACUAGAGUCUGGCUCUCUGGAGCACUGGGGACGACGUUCACGUCAUUAAUCUCCUCUUGUACAGUGACGAAGGACGGUGCUGACUGUGUAGCCUGCGUUGAGGGGUUGGAGCAGGUGUCUGCGCAGGCUGAGACGCGGGGGUAGCUGGGGAGGUUUUCCCUGGGGCGACAUGUCCAAGCUUUAUGCACCCUGUGAUUUAGUUUUGGUUAUUCGUGUCCAGCUCCCCCACCCCCGGCCUGUAACUCGGGCAGGUGAGCUGCUGACUGUGCCUCUCCACCUGGGCCCGGUCCUGUAACACACCCUGAGCUUUGCUGUCUGAAUGGUGAGGUUACCGGAAGAGCAGCCCCUGAAAGGGGGGUGGCUCCGGUGUGCACACGGCAGCACACAGACAUCUGUGGCUGCCGGCCCAGGCUAGCCUAGCGCCUCAGCCCUCCCCGCUCAGUUCAUGUGGCUUUGGACCAUCCACUGGGAUCUUUCUAUCCCAGAUGAGUUGACAGGACAGAUGCAUUCAGUUUAAUUUAGUGCAUGGACCUUCUGUUCCUCUUUGAAGGUGCGUCUGGUGUUGAGGUGCCGUGGUGGCAGCCCACGAGCUCUCUUCCCCUUUGACUCCCCCGGCCCCAACCGCUGUCACGUAGUUUGCUGGCUCUCGCCACGCAGCCUCAGGUCACCUACUGUGCUCUGAUCCAUUGCCCUGCCCAGGGGGCAGCGGCCAGAGCCCCUCUCGGCCAGGGCGAACCUGCAUUGACAAAGUGUCGGUUGUUCCCAGCAGCCCCCUAGGCUCUAACGGCUGAGGGGAUGUGCUGGCGGCUUUCCAAAGAGCUGCACCGUAGAACAGAGACACUCUCCCCUCCAUCGAACGUGGCAGCGUGGGCCUUGGGGACUACAGCUCCCAGCAGGUAUCGCUCUGCUUCGGCCAUUGGGAUCAGGAGGGAGUGCUGCAUGCUGGGCCCUGGCGCCCCAAGCCACAGCUCCUGUUGGAGGCGGGUGGCCGCUGCCAUAGAACCUCUCCAGUUACCCAAACGGGGAGUGGGGAAAGGGGCCAAACCCAGCUCCCGUGGGCUGCCUUACCGAGGGUGCUGCCGGCGGCAGGGCAGGCUCAGUGACGUCUGGCUUUGGCAGCCACGCCCUGAAGCCCGGGGGAAGGAAAUAGGACGGGGUCAGGCUCCAAUUCAGGAGUGGGGGCGAGAGGGGAGCGUUUCAUUCAUGUCACUUGUUCCUUGUGCCUGUAGGGGAGCCUGUCUCUCCGUAUCCGCUUCCCCUCUUGUCAGUGUCUAAAACAGGCUGAGGCGUGGCGGUGGCCAGGCGCCCGCUGUCCUGGCACUGGGGGGGCGGGGAGGGGAGCUGUUCUCUCCUCACCCAGCUGGGCGAGGGGAAGGCUGCAGUGCUAAGGCUGCAGGAGCUGGAGUGUAAUAGUGUCCGACUGCAGCACCUCCUGGCUGCUGGGAGGAGAGGUCUGGAGCGGGUCUCAUUCCACGCUCCCCAUGGCCGUCUCCUGCCCCCAGCCCUUGCUGGUGCUAGGAGAUUCUCAGCCCUAGACUGCAGCAGUGAUCCGCCUUCCCUCGCCUGGCUCCGGGUGCAAGGGAACAGCCUGCUCCUUAACCUCCUGUUCUCUGUGCCCAGCGACGGGCCCUCUGUGAAAGGAGCUGGUUGGGUCUGAGCCAGUCUGCGUCUCGGCCACUCUCCUGGCCGGAAGCAGCAGCGAGCCCGCUGCCUGGCGGUCUCUCCAGCAGAGGCCUGGCUGCUCCCUUAGACACUGGGGAUGGGGCGAGGCUGUUGCUGCAGGGUAGAUGGGUGCGAGGCUCUCUAGCAGCCUGGCGCUGUCCACUAGCGCAGCCUAGCCGGGAGAAGACUCGCAGCAGGGUGACAUGGGGCGGGGAGAUGCUCAGGCACGUCUGUAAAAGCCAUAUUAACCGAGCUGAGCCCUGGUGGGGAGCAGUGGAGGCUGCUUGGUGAACCCACUGUCUAGUCUGAGCCAUAUUGUCCCCCGAAGGAUCAGGCAGCCCAGUGCAGUCCUGCUGCCCUGGUAGCCUAAGAAAGCCCGUCUCCUUCCCUGCCUCCUUGGCCUUGGGACUCUGCAGCCUGGUAGGGAGUUUUCCCAACACCCCAAACCCUCUGUCGCUGGAGACAGGGUGUGCAGGGUGCCACUGUGAGGACCUGCUGGGGAGAUGGGUGUGGCAGGGGCCUUGCUUCUCCAUGCUUGUAUGUCUCGUUGAGGUGUGCUCAUGCCUGGGGUGUGCCCUCCUGUGAAUGCCCCGCCGGCCUGGAGCCUCACCUGUGUCCAAGGUCCCUGUGACGGGCCUGGGAGGAGAAUCUCCCGGCUGCCUGUGUCCCUGUUUGCUCACGCAAUUCCAAAGGUUGCAGGACCCAAAUAAUUGAAAUUGUAUAUGACUCUUCUCAAAUGAAAUAAAGGAAACUCUAUUUGA